Molecule: messenger RNA, 881 nt
Organism: Vigna unguiculata (cowpea)
Lineage: Eukaryota; Viridiplantae; Streptophyta; Magnoliopsida; Fabales; Fabaceae
Source: RefSeq, a predicted model, not a curated record
GACACGAACCUGCACAACCAUAACUUCCAAUAAGGCAGUUUCUUUCCUUCUUCCUCUUGUUAUUAUUAACUUUUCUUUCUCUUUAUCUUUCUCAUUCGCUCACUCGAUUCAUCUCAAAAUGGAGAAUUCCGUGUUUAACAAAAAAUCACAAGUUCAUCACAAUCCAAUUUCCUCCUCCUACACCUAUUCCUGCUCUUCUCAGAGGGAUGUCCACUACAGUUGUGGCACUUGUGGGUAUGAGCUUAACCUAUCAUCCUCUAACCGGAGCAUAUCCUCCAUCGGUUCAAAAUAUGGGAAAUCCAUAAGGCGAGGUAUUAUAUCAUUCUUCAACGUUGAUGACAGCAGAUUCACCCGUGCUGAUGAAAUUGAAUGUGCGCCAUUUUUUUCUAAGCACUCGUGGGGUUUGUUCCGCAAAAAAACCAAGCUUCUCUGUCGCAAAUGUUGCAACCAUGUUGGAUAUUCCUACAAUGAUCACACUUCAUCGUCUUUUCCCCUCCUUUCAAACGGAGCCCAACCAUCACCUGCCACCGAAGCCUCAACUCGAAUGAAAUAUGACAUUCGCAUUCGUGCCUUGCAACCUUCAUCUCAAGAAUAUGGAAUCACCGUGUCAGCUUGACAUUUUAAUUACCUAGCAAAAAUUGUUCCAUUCCUUACCACAUAGUAAUAAUGAUCACUGACUACAAGAAGUUUGUGAUUUUUUUUUUCUUUUUAAGGUGUGAACUCAUUAUUCAUAUACGUAAAGUUCUGUCUUUGCCCUGUUCCAGUGUGUUUGUAUAUAAAAGUUGUAGCUGUUGGAUUUUGGAAUGUGAAAUUCAAUUGGAAAAAACUGAGACAUAGCAUCAAUUGGUGUGAUACCUGGUAAAUCAGAAGUUAUUAUCUAA